This is a messenger RNA of Trichoderma harzianum CBS 226.95, 591 nucleotides long. RefSeq lists its product as hypothetical. The transcript has 3 exons. NCBI's taxonomy places the organism in Eukaryota, Fungi, Ascomycota, Sordariomycetes, Hypocreales, Hypocreaceae. The record is from RefSeq and is a predicted model, not a curated record. Gene Ontology annotation, molecular function: structural constituent of ribosome. The coding region runs from base 118 to 327 and encodes 69 amino acids. Gene Ontology annotation, biological process: ribosomal small subunit assembly; translation; maturation of SSU-rRNA. Gene Ontology annotation, cellular component: ribosome; cytosolic small ribosomal subunit.
CAAAAUUACAGCCGAAGGAAAAAUACGCCCUUUUGCUACCCACACGGACUACCGCGAUUCGCAACCUCUCGACUCUCUCUUGCACACCUUCACCAUCAAGGACACACAUCAAUCACAAUGGAAUCCUCCAGCAAGGCCCCCGUCAAGCUCGUCAAGGUGACCCGAGUUCUCGGCCGUACCGGCUCUCGUGGUGGUGUCACCCAGGUCCGUGUCGAGUUCAUGGACGACCAGACCCGUUCCAUCAUCCGAAACGUCAAGGGACCCGUCCGUGAGGACGACAUCCUUUGCCUGCUCGAGUCCGAACGUGAGGCCAGACGUCUGCGAUAAAUUUCGACGGUUAGAGUGGAGGAAAAGAAAGCAGAUGGUAGAGGUUCUCAAUGGCGUGAACGGGUACGGGUCAUUUUCUUUUGGGUGUGUUCCAACUGGACAUUACGGCCUCUUGUGACGGCAUGAAACGAUGGUGUCAAGUAGCGACAACCGGCAGGGCUUCAUCCUACCUAGUCGGAAAUACCUAGGCUCAUUCUCAUAAAAAAGAUACAAAGCUUCUUUUUUUGGUCCAGACAUGGAUGGCCCCUUGCCCCAAUUUCCAAG